AUGCCACAACCUUCAUAUACUCCGGAGUUGGCAAAUUGGUGCCUUCCUUUCAAUGAAAAUCUUCCUAAAGAAAUCGCAACUCACUUUGUUGAUCUUCCAGUAAAACGGUACGAUGAGAUACCUGAAUUUUUGUGCUCCGUACCGGAUCUUCUUAAUAAACCAAACGACGCAUUCACGGCUUAUACCACAAGUCUUAAAUUAAUAUCAGAACAAGCAAUCACACCAAUCGGAGUUUAUAAUUACUGCCAAGAUUUGAGCAAGUUUGUAAAGGGCCCCAACCGAAAAAAUACUUUUCUCGAAAGUGUUGAAAAAACUCGAAGAUAUCUCCAGAAAGAAGGGUUUGCUGGAAGAGUAGAAGGUGAUGUGUUGGAAGUUUUUGAGGGAGUACGUGAAAAUGUUGCGUCGGAACUGAGAGAGAUAGUUCAAAAACCUAUUACGCCUUUUCUACCGAAAAAACUGACCGAUGCUUCCGAUAUUUUCGGAAAAGUAACUUUUCCGUCAUACUAUAACAAACUUAAAACUAUCUGGAAAAAUCAAGAUUCUGAGUCAAAUUUUUACGUACUCGAUUUAGGGGAUGAAGACACAUGGAAACAGAUAUAUAGUGUUUUGGAUGAGGGUGAAUUGGAUUCGUUGUAUGAAAGGUUAACAUUGGAAGAUGAAGAAAAAUUCAUAAGUGAAAAGACGCAAGAGUAUUUAACGUUUUUUGAUGAUAUUGUACCCGCUCAAUCGAAGGGAGACGAAGCAGUUGAUAGUUAUCUUGUGGAUGAUGAUGAUUACGAGACUGUAGAAAAAAAUAGUGAAGUGGAGAAAAUAGUACAUCAAUUGGGCAGUGUAUCCGAAAAAUAUCACUAUUUAUCCAACUUCUUUCCUAUGCCGGCGGACUAUGAUCAACCCAAAAUGCCUGAUUUAUUUAUUGUCAAGAAUAUCUCCAACCAUUUUGACAUCAUCACAAAAAUGAAUGGUGCCAUGAAUAAAACUCCUGAGCGGACAUGGACGUAUUUUUCAUGUGAAAGAGACAUAUCUACAAAGAUUGAUAUUCAAGAUCAUAGUUAUAAAGCCGAUGGUGUAUUAGAGCUUUUCGAGCGACCCAAACAAAUUCCAUUGUUUUUGCUUGAAGUGUCGGAAGGGCCUAAUAACCCGGAUCCAGACAAGAUUAAUGAAGAUAGGCGUAAAUUAUUGAAUGAGGGAGUCUUUGGCCUUAAUAAACUUAUGUUGAGUACCGAGUUACCAAAAAGGAAAGUGUGCGAAACACUGGGGAUUUUCUUAGCCCAAGCAUUUGCUGAUAAAAUUGAGAUUGGCCAGUUAAUAUUUAUUGGACCUGGUUUAUACCUUUUUGCGCCAUUUACAAUCCCAGUUCUUACUAUUCCAACUUCUGAUAUCGAUCUAAAUCAUGUACCUAGACUCAUUAGAACACUUUUAUGUUUACGAUACAAUAUUGUUGAAAAGAUCGAAAGGUUUAUAGAGUUUAGAAAGGAAGGACAAGAAAACAUAACAAAGUCCAAACCCAAGUAUGCAACCGGAUUCACACCAGAACGGCGAAGAGCUGUGACAUUCGCAGAAUUUCUGCCAAAAAUAUCGAGAGAAGGAAAGAAAGUGAAUGGUAGGGGGAGAGGUCGCGGUAGGGGCCGUGGUAGGGGAAUACAGGAUUCUGCAUGA
Molecule: messenger RNA, 1656 nt
Organism: Dentiscutata erythropus
Lineage: Eukaryota; Fungi; Glomeromycota; Glomeromycetes; Diversisporales; Gigasporaceae
Source: the annotation of a GenBank genome assembly